AUGAUGACAUGCAUCAUCCUCCAUAACAUGAUUGUGGAGGAUAAGUAUGAUUACGAUGCUGCAGAUGUGUACGAACCGAAUCCCAUGAACACGGCCUUGACAAGAAUUUAUGAAAAACCUAUGGGGCCAAAUAGAGAACCAGUGCAACAUGAACCAUUGGUUAGGGACAGUCGUUUCAUGACCCGUAUGAUUGAUCGAUACACGGAGAUGCAAUUGUCUUAUAUUCAUGGACGACAUCAAGUUGACUUGAUAGAGCAUUUAUGGGCGGUGAAAGGCAAUGACGGUGAAUGA
Messenger RNA from Prunus armeniaca (apricot), 291 nucleotides. The record is from the annotation of a GenBank genome assembly. NCBI's taxonomy places the organism in Eukaryota, Viridiplantae, Streptophyta, Magnoliopsida, Rosales, Rosaceae.